GUUUCAAGAGCAUUGUCAAAGAUUUUAUGGAAGAAUAUCAACAUUUGAAAUUCGCACGUGACCAUGUGCAGCAGGAUGUUGAAAGUGCGGAGAGAAAUACUGAAGUGAUUGAGAAUGAUGUGCAAAAGUGGCUAAAAGAUUUCAAUGAGGUUGUCAAAGAUGUUCAAAAGUUAGAAGAAGAAAUAGAAGAAAAUAAAACAAGUCUCGGUGGGCAGUGUCCUAAUUGGGGUUUUCGAUAUCGAUUGAGUAGGAAAGCAGAACAUAAAAGACAUAUUAUGUUAAAUCUAUGGGGAAGUGGCAAAUUUGAGAAAGUCUCCCAUCCUGCUACAUUACCAGGGAUAGAAUUUUCAAUCCCUAAAGAUUUUCAACUUUUCAAGUCUCACGAACCUGCUUUUCAUCAGAUUAUUGAGGCACUAAAAAGUGAUCAAACCCAUCUAGUUGGAUUGUAUGGGAUGGGAGGAGCGGGUAAGACAACCUUAGCAAAAGCAGUUGGUAAGAAAGUCAAAGAAGAGAAAUUUUUUGAUGAGGUUGUGAUAAUUGUUGUAUCCCAAGCUCCAAACUUCAAAAAAAUUCAAGGUGACCUUGCAGAGUCAUUAGAUAUGAGAUUAGAGGAGGAAGGUGAAGAAAGAAGAGCAAAGCGUUUGCAUUUGAGAUUUGUGGAGACUAAAAAGAAGAUCCUCAUUAUCUUAGAUGAUGUUUGGAAAAAAAUUGACUUGAAAUCUACGAUAGGAAUUCCUUUUGGCGAUGAUCUCAAAGGUUGCAAAAUCCUUCUAACAACUCGCAGGCAAAACAUAUGUAUUCGUAUGAGUUGUCAGCCACGAGUUCUUCUGAAUGAACUGAAUGAAGAUGAAGGAUUGGCUUUACUUAAAAAGCAUGCAAGUAUAGCUGACGAUGAAUCUCAUCCAUUGAAUGAUCUAGCGGUUAAAGUUGCUCAAGAAUGCAAGGGAUUGCCAUUAGCAAUUGUAACUAUUGGGAGUGCUUUAAAAGAAAAGGGCAUUGAUGAAUGGACACUUGUGUUUGAGAAAUUUAAAAAGUCAAAACUUGUAGAUAUACAUAAAGACAUUGAUGUUGAUGAUGAUGUAUAUGCCAUUCUCAAGGUCAGCUAUGAUUAUUUGGAGGGUAACGAAACGAAGUUAUGUUUUUUGUUGUGUUCAUUGUUUCCUGAAGAUUAUGAAAUUCCUUUGGAGGAAUUGGUUAGAUAUGGAAUGGGUCUAGGUUUAUUUCCAGAUGUUGACUCAAUUGAACAAGCAAGGAGACAACUGCGAGUAAUGGUUAAUAAGCUCAUAGCUUCUUGUUUGUUGAUAGAUGCUGGAGUAGAAGGAUUUGUGAAAAUGCAUGAUGUGAUUCGUGAUGUUGCCUUGGGAAUAGCAUCCAAAGGAGAAAAUGUAUUUCUUGUUAAAGCUGGCUUGGGAUUGACUGAGUGGCCAAAGGAGGGAAGGCACCUUGGACAAUGUACUGCAAUCUCCUUAAUGAACAACAAAAUACACAUGCUUCCUGAUCACUUGGUGUGUCCAAAGCUUGAAUCCUUGUUAUUGUCUCAUCAAUACUGUUAUGACCGUCGCGACAACAUUGAAGUUUCAAACCAUUUUUUUGAAGAGAUGAAAGCAUUAAAAAAUGUAAGUCUAAGUUAUGUGGACCUGUCAUUAAAAUCACUUAAGUUCUUAACAGGUCUCAAAACUCUAGAGCUGAUUCAUUGCAAUUUGAGAGACAUUUCUUCCCUUGAACAUCUUGCCAAACUUGAAAUUCUUAGUUUAAGAAAUUCAUUGUUUGAUGAAUUUCCAAAAGAACUUGGGGCACUCACUGAAUUAAGAUUGCUGGAUUUACGUGACUGUAGUCGGUUAAAAAGAAUUCCUUCCAAUGUGAUAAGGAGAUUUUCUCAGCUAGAAGAAUUAUAUGUGGGUGACUACUUUGACGAAAGGGAAGAUGGAGAGACGAGUACAGAAGGAAGUAAUGCUAGUCUCUCUGAGUUGAAUUGUCUAUCCAAUUUGGUUGUACUAUUUCUGAAAACAAAUGCUAAAUGCCUAUCGGGAGACUUGGGUUUUAUUUGCAACAAAUUGCUAAGGUAUGACAUUAGUGUGAAUACUUGUACAGAGUUUUUUUAUGUAUCAGAAUCAAGAAUAAGAGCUUUAACAGUGAGCAGAAUUGGAGCAGCCUCACUGAUUACAUUAAAAACUUUGUAUCAUACCCUGGAAUAUCUUGCAAUCCAAUCUUGCAACAAGCUAGAAGAAAUAUUUCAACUUGAUGGGCUCUGUCAUAGUAGGGAAGAAAAUCUUGCAAUGCUUUCAAGUUUAGCUGAGUUACACUUGGCAUAUUUACCACAACUGAGAUGUAUAUGGAAAGGGCCAACCCAUAUUGUAAACUUGAAAAGUCUUACAAAUGUUGAAAUGAUAGAGUGCAAAAGUUUGAUUUAUCUCUUCACUUUGUCAGUUGCUCAGAGUUUGGUCCAACUGAAAUCACUCAACGUAAGUGAUUGUGAGAGUUUGAAGCAUUUGGUCAUAACAAAAGAGGGUGAUAAUGAUGAAAUAUCAUCAGAACACGAUCUUCAAAUGCACAGUCCUUUCUUGUCAAAACUAGAAUCUCUCAAGAUAGAAUCAUGCGAGAGAUUGGAGCAUAUUUUUCCUGUCUCUUUUACACGAGUACUUGUACAGCUUGAAGAGUUUACAGUGAAAAAUGCCCCUCAAUUAAAGCAAGUUUUUUAUUUGGAUAAUGGAAAUGAAGAAAAUGUAGUUGCCGGAGAUGGAAAGGAAACUGCAGUCAUCGAGCUCCCAAAGUUGAAAGUACUAAGACUGGAUGGACUUGCAAGCAUCAUGAGUUUCUGCCCUGAUAAUUUUCAUUCAUGUUGGCCAGCUUUGGAAGUUUUCACAAUAGACAAGUGCUCAAUGUCUUUCGUUACUGAAGUUGUAUCUAAAGUACGAGAUCUACAAGAGAAUUUGCGAAUUCUAAGGAUUGGCAGUUGGAAUCAGUUGUACGACACAGUUGUCUCUGGGCUAAAAGAUGGCUUCUUCCAAAAUUUGGAAGAAUUAAGUAUCACUAAUUGUGAAGCAAAAGUGUUAUUUCAGUUGGAAGACGGAGAACAACAAAUAUUCUCACUCCCAAAAUUGAAAAAAUUGCAAGAAUUAGAAGGUUUAUGUAAGAGUCCUACGCUUGUUUCAAGCCUGGAGAAUCUUACCACUUUAGAAAUAUCCGAAUGCAAUAGGCUGAGAAAUAUCUUCUCACCUUCUCUUGCUCAAAAUCUGUCCCAAUUGCAAGUUCUGAAGAUCUUUGAUUGUGGGGAAUUGGAGGAAAUCAUUGUUGAAGAAGAUGAAGAGAAUCAAAUUCUAUUCUUCCAAAAUCUCUUACAAAUUUAUGUUGAAAGAUGCCAUAAAAUAAAACGUUUGUGUUCUAUCACGGCAGCUCCACGUCUUCAAAAACUAAAAACCAUAUCUGUAAGAGAUAACUCUGAAUUAGAAGAAGUAUUUGGAGAUAAAGAUGUUGCUGAAGUCAUGGAUCACAAAGAAAUCGUGCUGCCUCAACUUGAUUGGUUGAGACUCCACCAAUUACCAAGUCUCACCAAGUUCUGCCCAGUGGGUUAUCACUUCAUAUUUCCAUCUUUGAAUUGUUUAUUGAUGAUUAAAAGAUGUCCCAAGAUGAGUACAGGGUUUUCCUCUGGUCAAGACGGAUCUGUGCAUGCCAAAGCAAAGCCAUUGAAAAUGGGCAACCGAGAUGAAAUUGCAGACUUCCCUUCACAGCCUUCCAUUGAUAUCGAAUGCUAUGAUUACCAAAUACAAGAAAGGUUACCGCGAUACAUAGAAAAUGAUGAGCGAAGUAUCAAGCAGAAGGAGGAAGAAAUUAACACUGAAACUUGAAACAUGCUCAUUAUUGCUAACCAGUUGGCUCCUGUUGAAGCAAAUGAUAUUUUGCUGGAAACUUUUUGCAUGGCUGGUUUGAAGGUUUGGCGCCAGUUUUUGAAUUAAAGGGGCUGUCUGUCAAGUGAUAUUUAUAUACUGGUUAGGUGAAGACAGCCGGUGAUUAAGGCAACAAAAUCCCAAUGCUAUUUGUGUUUGUUAAGGGUAGUUCAAAUUGUAUCAUUUUAAAGAUUAUUUAUAUGGUGUGAAGUGGUUGUAACAGUAUUGUAUGAUGUCUAUAUAUGUCUGUGUUUUGAAUGAA
Pistacia vera is the source of this 4146-nucleotide messenger RNA. RefSeq names its product probable disease resistance protein At1g63360. The coding region runs from base 27 to 3845 and encodes 1272 amino acids. The record is from RefSeq and is a predicted model, not a curated record. Gene Ontology annotation, molecular function: ATP hydrolysis activity; protein binding; ADP binding. NCBI's taxonomy places the organism in Eukaryota, Viridiplantae, Streptophyta, Magnoliopsida, Sapindales, Anacardiaceae. The transcript has 4 exons.